AUGCGCGCGUACUAUUACAACGAGGAAGACAAUUCCGACCCACGAGAACCACACGAAUUUAGCCCUUCUUCUCCUGUGACUCCAGAAGAAUUAGCACAACUUGGCGUGGUUUAUUGUCGUAUAGAAAUUGAAAACUAUGAAAAUGAGAUUAAUAGAAUUGCUAAGGAACGGGAUUAUAAGAAUCGGGAUGUUAUUAAUUGUUCGAAGGAAGGUCUUGGGGAAUUGUAUGAAAGCAAGCUAAAGACUUUUUUUGAAGAACAUCUUCAUGAAGACGAAGAAAUUCGAUUCAUUCUUGAUGGAAGUGGAUAUUUUGAUGUUCGAGAUCAAAGAGAUCGCUGGAUUCGCAUUGUUGUUGUUCCUGGAGACUUGAUCGUUUUGCCUGCGGGAAUAUAUCAUCGUUUUACCCUCGACAAUAAUAAUUUCAUCAAGGCUUUACGUCUUUUCAAAGAAGAACCGAAAUGGACACCGAUAAAUCGCCCAGCCGACAAUAAUCCUUUCCGAAUUCAAUACCUAAAGUCAAUUGCGUUACCAUAA
Ambispora gerdemannii is the source of this 534-nucleotide messenger RNA. Lineage: Eukaryota; Fungi; Glomeromycota; Glomeromycetes; Archaeosporales; Ambisporaceae. The record is from the annotation of a GenBank genome assembly.